CCUGCACGUCAACAUCACGUGGAGUUCAGGCGGGGAUACCCAGAAUUUUUCCACUGGCGGCGUGCCUGAUCUCGUCAUAGCUGCACCACGCUUUCAUGAUCGGACCCAACACCUUCAGAGCCCCAACGGCUUCCACCAUGGCGAUGCGCGGUCAAUUGCCGCUUGCCAGGCCGGCUCAAAUCUGGCGACUGCGCUCGAGGCCGCAGUCCGUCUGCAGGCAGUGCCGUGCCAUCCAGAUCGCUACUGCUCCAUCAGCCCAGACACCCCAGUCUGGCGGGGAUGUCUUUGGAGCUCCCGCAAAGAGGGAUGCGGCUGAUGCUCGAUUCGAAGUCAUCGGCUCGCCAUACUCGCUCCUCUCCGUCACUCUCUCGGCCUCACAGAAGCUCUACACCCGAAGAGGCACGCUCGUCUCCGUCGCAGGCAAGGUCGAAAACGCCCAAUCCACCCUGUCUAUCCUCUCCCCCGUCCGCCGCGCCCUACUUGGAGUCCCAUUCCUCUACCAGCGCAUAUCCUCGACGACUCCCAUCACGGCGCUGAUAGGCACCAAGUCGCCCAACACGACCUUCUCGAUCCUCCACCUUGAUGGCACCACCGACUGGAUGGUUGCACAGCGCAACGCCCUCCUGGCAUGGACGGGACACACCCUCACACCCUCGCCCCGUAUCCAGCGCGGUCUCUCACUUGCCCACUGGGGCAGCACCCAACUUACCGGUCGUGGGCUCGCUGCCCUUUCCAGCCCAGGCCAGAUCUACGAGGUCACCCUGGCCGAUGGAGAGGAACUGAUCGUACAUCCGAGCCACGUUGCCGCCUACUCUCUCAGUCGCAGCCCUCCUUUACCGUUCCGCCUCCGCAGUAACCGCCCGCUAAACCUGCAAUCCCCGGCGCUCCCUGCGUCGCUGGACCCGCGAUCACUCGUGCCGGAGCGCUUAGCUCACUUUGUGGCUACCAUGCGCCAUACCGAGACCUACAAGGGGCUAGCGCGCAUGUUGCUGGCGCUACGCACUGCCGCACGCCGCUCUAUAUGGGGCGACCGGUUGUUCCUGCAGUUCCACGGCCCGACCACAAUUCUCAUGUCGAGCCGCGGCGUACGGGUUGCGGAUUCUUUGUCUUCUGAGGAUGUCAACGAAAUUUCCGAUGCCGAGGCAGGCGUUGUGGCCGGCGCUAUCGAGCUGUCGCGCAAGCCGGAGCCAACCGUCGAGUCGCCGGCUGCCUCCAGGGAAUCCAAGCCCGUGGCUAUCCAUAUAGCCAAUAUCGGAAGGGAUGGCAAGGCCAAGCUCGAGGAGGCCAAGGACCUGAGUGACUUUGUCCGCUGAAGCGCUCGGCAGUGUCCGGAGUAACUUGGCGCCAGCCCGUCCAUGUACAUAAUAUCUUCCCCGUUGUAUCAAUACCCGCCUAUAUGGCCAGUGCUGCACAAUUCUAGGACGAGAAUUGCGUUCAAACUCAAACCCGUGUAUGGGGUGUGGCGGUUUAGAUGCCAGCUGGGGCUGCAUUUCCAGGAGAGGAUGUGGCAGGGCCGUUUGCGGUGCCAUACUAUAUCAUCGGUGCAUGCCUCGACCAAGAUUCUAUCUAGAGUUUUAGGACCUUAGAUUCCACAGGACAUAUUCCCGGCCAAAUACCAUAGCACCAUAGCAUACUUCGGUGGAACUCUCGAAAGACGACGACCCUGAGCCUAUGACAGGCUGAUAGCCUCUUCCGAGAAUGGUGCUCGCCUUUCCUGGCCCAGGGGCAGUCCCCGCCCCGCCAACAAACCC
This is a messenger RNA of Gaeumannomyces tritici R3-111a-1, 1751 nucleotides long. RefSeq lists its product as hypothetical. Gene Ontology annotation, cellular component: mitochondrial inner membrane. The record is from RefSeq and is a predicted model, not a curated record. Lineage: Eukaryota; Fungi; Ascomycota; Sordariomycetes; Magnaporthales; Magnaporthaceae. Gene Ontology annotation, biological process: inner mitochondrial membrane organization. Bases 96 to 1313 code for a protein of 405 amino acids. The transcript is spliced from 3 exons.